AUGCCUCCGGCAGAGCUGCACAAGAUCAUAGCCAUGGACUUGCCAGAGAUCAGGAAUGCUGUCUUUCGAUAUCUGACCCGCAGGUCUCUUGUGAGAUUUAUGCGGAUUAACAAGGCGUGGCACGAAUCGGCAGCGGCAUUGAUUUGGGAAUCGCUCAGUUUGACCGCCAUGCAACAAAUGCCAUCUGUCGAGGCUCUCCGACGGUAUGCUUAUUUGGUCAAGACUCUCCAAAUAAGCUCCAAUAUCAAUGACCAGAUAGUGGCUGAGUGCGCCGCAUUGAAUUUUUCAAAACUCCAAAAGUUGCGCUUGAAUCUUACGGCCGGCAAUGCGACUCAUGUAUACGACCUCAUCUCUCGACAUUCGACCUUAACGUCCUUGGAUCUGAGUUAUCACGGCACGCCCUGGGAGCCAUUCUUCGACGACCCUCACCUGGGGGAGGCAAUCGCCAGUUUGCCAAAUCUGAAUACUCUUCAUCUUCAAUUUUGAGGCUCCUAGCGCUACCGUCAUACUCUCCAGAUUACAAACAUUGUGUUUGAUAUAUGCUGC
Messenger RNA from Gamsiella multidivaricata, 546 nucleotides. RefSeq lists its product as uncharacterized. The record is from RefSeq and is a predicted model, not a curated record. Lineage: Eukaryota; Fungi; Mortierellomycota; Mortierellomycetes; Mortierellales; Mortierellaceae. The transcript has a single exon. Bases 1 to 486 code for a protein of 161 amino acids.